AUGGCUUUAUCUUCUCAUCUUGUUUUCUUUUCUUUGCUCUUUUUUCUAUCACCAAACCGAGUUUUCGCUCAAACCAGUAAUGGCAGAGUUAACUUAGGAGCUUCCCUUUUUGCAGCAGAGAAUUCUUCACCUUGGCUCUCUCAGAAUGGGGAGUUUGCUUUCGGUUUUCGCCAGCUUAGAAACCAAGAUGAUAUCUUCUUCUUGCUAUGCAUAUGGUAUGCCAAGAUACCUGACAAAACCAUAAUUUGGUGUGCUAAUGGAGAUAAGCCGGCUGCAGCAAGAUCAAACGUGGUGUUAACUCCCGAAACAGGACUUGCUCUUACAACUCCUCAAGGCGAAGAGCUAUGGAAAUCUGAGUCAGUUGAUGAAAGUGUUGCUAAUGGUGUUAUGAGUAAUGAAGGGAACUUUAUCCUUGAAGGUAGCAAUUCGAAAAAGUUAUGGGAAAGCUUUGAAAAUCCAACAGAUACCAUUUUGCCAAGUCAAGUAAUGGACAUAGGACAGGUAUUGUCAUCUCAUCAAUCAGAGACUAACUAUUCCAAAGGAAGGUUCCAAUUUCGGUUAAGGGAAGAUGGGAAUGUUGUGCUCAACACAAUAAACUUGCCUUCUGACUAUCCUAAUGAGCCUUACUAUGCAACUAACCUCACUGAUGAACAGUCUAAUUCGGUGACUAUAACCACAACCACUCAGAUAAUCUUCAACGAAACGGGCUACUUGUAUAUUUCGAGAGGAAAUGGCGAAAGGUUCAAUUUAACACAAGGAAGAGUAGUGUCAACAAGGGAUUACUAUGUUCGAGCUUCAAUUAGUUUCGAUGGAGUUUUCACUCACUAUUUUUAUCCCAAGAACUUUAGUAGCAAUGUGAGUUGGACACCUCUUUGGUCUAUACCAAAUAACAUUUGUUUCUCAACCUUUGUUUCAGCAGGUAUUGGAGUUUGUGGGUACAAUGCCAUUUGCAGCCUCAAGAAAAAUAAGAGACCGAAGUGUGAAUGCUUAGAAGGGUACUCUCUACUCAACCAAAAUGACAGUUAUGGAAGUUGUAAACCAGAUUUCAUUCAAGGCUGCAAAGAAGAUGAGAUAACUAGUUAUGGGAAAGAUGCAUAUGAUGUUGUUGAGCUCAAGAAUGUUGAUUGGCCCGGAUCAGAUUUCAUUAGAAUAACACCUUCCACCAAAGAAAUGUGCAAAGAAUCUUGCUUGGAUGAUUGUUUAUGUGCUGUUGCUAUUCUUAGAAAUGGAACCUGUUGGAAGAAGAGGUUUCCUUUAUCAAAUGGGAGAGUGAAUAACAGCAAUCCAACUAUAGCUUUGAUCAAAACUCGAAAGGGUAACUCUACCACUACUACUUUAUCUAAGAAUCCUUUUACAGAAGUGAUCAAGAAAAACCAGAAUGGUUUGGUGAGAGUUACAUUGGGUGUAUUAAGUGCUUCGGUAUGUGUUAACUUUAUGUUACUUGCUGCAAUGUCUAUGGGGUUUUUCAUCAUUUACAAGAAGAGGAAUAAAAGGUCUUUUGCUCCACAAGAAGUUCCCGAGUCAAAUUUGCGUUGCUUUACCUACAAGGAACUCGAAAAAGCCACCGACGGUUUUAAAGAUGAACUCGGACGUGGAGCUUUUGGCAUUGUUUUUAAAGGCUUUCUCGUACAAACUAAUGCUAGCAGUGCCGUGGCUGUGAAGAAACUAAGUCCAACGCUAAUAGAUGGCGAAAGAGAAUUCAAGGCGGAACUGAAAGCCAUUGGCCAGACACAUCACAAGAAUCUUGUUCGGUUACUUGGAUAUUGUGAUGAUGGAGAAAAUCGUUUGUUGGUGUACGAGUUCUUGAGCAAUGGCACUCUAGCAAACUUUCUUUUCGGUGACACAAAGCCUAGUUGGACUCAAAGAUGUGAACUUGCUUUAGGAAUUGCAAAUGGGCUUUUAUAUUUACACGAGGAGUGCAACACUCAGAUCAUACAUUGUGAUAUAAAGCCUCAAAACAUACUUCUCGACGAGUACAACAUUCCCAAGAUAUCAGAUUUCGGUUUGGCCAAACUUCUGAUGAUGAAUCAGAGCCAUACACAUACAGCCAUUAGAGGGACAAAAGGGUAUGUUGCACCGGAGUGGUUUAGGAACAUAGCCAUUACUUCGAAAGUCGAUGUGUAUAGCUUUGGAGUGGUGUUACUUGAGAUUGUUUGUUGUAGAAGAAAUGUGGAUAUGGAAGUUGGUGAGGAAAGGAAAGCGAUAUUGACAGAUUGGGCUUAUGAUUGCUUCAGAGAAGGGUCAUUGGAUGUUCUUGUGGAUUAUGAAGAUGAUGUUUUGGGUGAUAAGAAGAGGUUAGAGAUAUAUGUGAUGAUUUCCAUGUGGUGUGUUCAAGAAAAUCCAUCUCUUAGACCAAAUAUGAGGAGAGUUGUUCAGAUGCUUGAAGGUGUUGUUGAAGUGAGUGCUCCACCAUGCCCCUCACCAUUUUAAAGAUAGGCCAAAAAUUUACUUAACAAAAUUAAAUUAGUGUCAAUUUUACACUUGUCUUAUGUUUGUCCAUAUAGUUGAAACUACUUUCAACAUGUUAUCAUUGGUAUUUGUAAUGUUAUAUGUAUAAACAUGUUUUGAUUCAAAAUAUGAAAAGGAGCAUAAGUGAGGUCUUUCUUUUU
Cannabis sativa is the source of this 2609-nucleotide messenger RNA. RefSeq names its product G-type lectin S-receptor-like serine/threonine-protein kinase LECRK3. Gene Ontology annotation, biological process: protein phosphorylation. Gene Ontology annotation, molecular function: protein serine/threonine kinase activity; ATP binding. The coding region runs from base 1 to 2430 and encodes 809 amino acids. Lineage: Eukaryota; Viridiplantae; Streptophyta; Magnoliopsida; Rosales; Cannabaceae. The record is from RefSeq and is a predicted model, not a curated record. The transcript has a single exon.